AUGGCGUCCGUCCUUAGCAGUCUCGUCCAAAAAUACGAGUUGCUCUGCAAAAGAAAAAAGUGGAAGAAGCUUGGCGCGGUAGGCUUCAAUUUCCGCAGGGACGGCUUCUCGUGCGGCCUUGGACAACACUUUUCGGCUGAGCUUGAGAUCAACAUUGAUUGGCACGUCGUAGACAUGCAUCAGUGCCACCGCACGCCAUCGAAAGUCAUCGCCUUGAACGUUCCGUUCGUGAAAGACCUGCCUCCAUAA
Messenger RNA from Phytophthora infestans T30-4, 249 nucleotides. RefSeq lists its product as uncharacterized. Lineage: Eukaryota; Oomycota; Peronosporomycetes; Peronosporales; Peronosporaceae. The record is from RefSeq and is a predicted model, not a curated record. Bases 1 to 249 code for a protein of 82 amino acids. The transcript has 3 exons.